Epinephelus lanceolatus (giant grouper) is the source of this 6915-nucleotide messenger RNA. RefSeq names its product ceramide synthase 1 (gene cers1). Gene Ontology annotation, cellular component: membrane. Gene Ontology annotation, biological process: ceramide biosynthetic process. The record is from RefSeq and is a predicted model, not a curated record. Lineage: Eukaryota; Metazoa; Chordata; Actinopteri; Perciformes; Serranidae. Gene Ontology annotation, molecular function: sphingosine N-acyltransferase activity.
UUUGUCUGCACUGUCUCUUUAAGUCAUCCUUUUUAAUCCACAAGCAGAGGGUUCAAAAUGAAGACAGCGGCCCCUAAUUACGUCACGCCCCCUUGGCUUUUUUCCCCCCCUCUUCUCCUUAUUUUAGCAUAAACGUACGCUGGCCUCUUUACAACGUACCAGUUGAUUCCCAUUGAAAGCGAAGCGCGGCUUGUCCAAAAAAAAAGAAAAAAAAAAAAGACGAAGCCCAGGACACGUUGACCAGCCCGGAGCGGCAGCAGCAGCAGCGGCAGAAGCGGCAGCGGCGGAGAAGAAGAAGGAGGAGAAGAAGAAGAGACGGCAACCUCUCUUCAUAUAGGAUAAUAUUCUUUUUAUUCAACCUUUUAUCUUCGCUGGAAUAACUUACCUUCGUGUGCCGGUGUGUCGGGAGUCAGCUGCUCUAACUCAUGAAGCGGUACAGAGACGUUACAUAAGGCGAAUAACGGACCGAGAUGAGACGUUACAGCGCAGCGGCACAGUAAUCGCAUGUGCUGCCUGCCUGGGCUUGGCGCUUGAAAGCAAGGGCGACACAAACGUCGGACCUCUCACGCUGAAUUCAUCCAUGUAUGUGAGCUCCAUCACGUUUUGGGGUUAAUUUAUUCAAGUAGCUAGCUUAGCUCGGAAGCCGCAGCCAAUGCUGGUCCAUUCACUAUUGUGUGCGUUUGAUUUAACUUAGCUAGGCGGCUAACCUAAACCAGGACGCGCUGCUGCUGCUGCUGCUGCUGCCGCUGAUGAGCCCGUGUGCGUAGCGGAAUGAUGAUCAGAAGAAACCUCCAGCAGACAGGCGCUUAUGGCUCACAUUAAUUGUCAAAACCAUAUGUGAUAAUUGGUUUGUGUGAUUGUUAGAUAGAGCCUCACAGCCGGCGUGGUUGUUGAAACCCGGUGGGCCCUGCUAUCAUUCAUAAAACUGUCCUGGACGCGAAGAAUGGGCCCGUGUCUUAAUUUGGAAAACAAAGAAUUAGGCUACUGAAGAGGGUAAGCUGGUUAGAUAAGCUUGUUUUAUCGUUUUUAGGUGAGCUAGCAAGCUGGUUUACGGAUUAGACACACAGUCUGGACUGUACCGCUCCCUGCGCUCCCUCUGCCCCUCAAUUGGAGUAUUUUUUUCAUCCUCCGGUUUCCACGUUUUUGUUCUCCCUGCUCCGCACCACGAUGAGCAGCCACACAGGGGACAACGGGCCGGUGGAAGUGGAGCCCAUGCCGGGAUACUUGGACCUCAUCACCAGAGCCACCACCGUCAUGCUGGGCGCAUGGAGAGACUGUACUUCUUGCGGUCUGGAGCUCUCCAAACGGACUCUCCUGGAUAACGCGUAUAUUACCUGGACCGAAAUCGCCCUGUUUUUCUUUUGCGCCUUUUUGUGGACGCAAGUCAGGCGGGGACUGACAGACAGUCUGUUUCAGCCUCUAGGACAGUGGUGCAGGCUGCUGCCCAAAGAUGCUGCCAAGAUGCCGGAAAGCGCGUGGAAGCUGGUCUUCUACACCAUGUCGUGGUCAUACAGCACCUACCUACUCUUCUUCACCUCCUACUCCUUUUUCCAUGACCCGCCCUCUGUCUUCUACAACUGGAAGAGUGGUAUGUCAGUGCCUGCAGACAUCGCCAUAGCCUACCUGAUCCAGGGCAGCUUCUACGGCCACUCCAUUUACGCUACGGUCUACAUGGACGCGUGGAGGAAGGACUCCGCUGUCAUGGUGGUGCACCACAUCAUCACACUGGCACUCAUUAUCUUCUCCUACGCCUUCAGAUACCACAACGUAGGGAUUCUGGUGUUGUUCCUCCACGACAUCAACGACAUCCAGCUGGAGUUCACAAAGCUCAACAUCUACCUUAAGUCCAGAGGAGGAGGCUAUCACCUACUCAACGACGUGCUGUCCAACAUGGGCUCCGUCAGCUUCAGCAUCACCUGGUUCUGGUUCCGUCUCUACUGGUUCCCUCUCAAGGUGCUGUAUGCCACAUGUGUGUCCAGCCUUCAGUCCGUCCCCAACAUUCCCUUCUACUUCUUCUUCAAUGCUCUCCUACUGGCGCUGCUACUCAUGAACAUCUACUGGUUCUUGUUCAUCGUGGUUUUCGUAGUGAAGGUGCUAAAGGUUAAGGAGGUGAACGACGUCAGAGAGUACGAGGACGAGGACGGCGACAAGGCGGCAGCCAGCCUGCUCAAAGAACCUAAGGCAGAAAACAACGAUGAUGAUGCUGGACAUCACAAUGCUGCUGAGGGGAAGCACGUGCAGAACGGGAUCACCAAGGAGAAGCAUCUAUAACAGGCUCUCCGUCGCCACCACCUGGCACUAGGCAACAAGUACAAGCAAGACAAGACGCCCUCCUUGGACGGCUCACGCUGAAAAAAACGUGGCUGGAGAAGGGAAGAGUGUCACAAGAAGUAAAAAAAAAAAAAAAAAAAAGGAAGGAAAAUAGCGAGUUAGGCUGCAAUGAGUUUUUACUCUUUUUAUUUGUUUUAGAACAUUUCAUUUCAUCGCUGUCGUUUCUGUUUUGUUUUUAUUAGAGCACUGUGAAUGUUAUUUCAGGUGACUUUUUGUCUUAUCGUUGCUAAUUUUACAUUUGAUAGAUUAAUAGAAACAAAAAUCAGUUUAAGUGAGAGGUGGACUGUGAUUGUCACGUACAGUAGUACAGGGUGUCAUAAUCACCACCGUCAACCUGAACAGCAGACAAGGAACAGGUUCAUAUAGGCCUGUCAUGGCUCUGUAGACAUUUAGACCCACUGUAACCUUUAGCAAAAAGCAAUAUGCUAAUUCCUUAGAGGUGAUCAGUGAUAGAAUGAAUUCCUCUUGUCCUUUAACCUCCGUCCAUCCCCUCUGACUCCAGACGUGAAAAGGCUAAAAAUCAUGAUUCAGACGGGAAACACUGCGUGGUUCUCUCAAUAUCAUUUCCCAUGGCUGCAGUGAUGCAGCAGAGCCCGCCUGGCGUUGUGUGCUGCCGUUUCACCACAUGUAUUGAUUUCCAUAUCAUUGCACAAGUCAGCGAUGGCGAUCGCACAGCUCCGGCGUCCAUCAUUUUGAAGUGAAAAGCCACAUCGGUGUGUGUAGGUAUGUGCGUGUGUUUGGUGUUUCAGGAUGGAUGUAGCUGAAUCUUUUAAACUCAAAACCAUUCACAACAUUUCACCUCUGAGUUUAUUUCUCUCUUUGACAUUUUAUCUCUUGUACUGAUGAUCAACAGGCAUUGGGAAUAUUUAAUUGUUUGGAAAAAGCUUUUUUGUUUUUUUGUUUUCUCGUCUUUCCUACAUGUAUGUUGCGAAGCAUCUGUUGCUGCACUGACAUGAAGGCAUACAAGCUGGUUGCUGGUUUAAUGACAGCAAAUAGCUAGAAUUGAUUGACUGGGUUUCAUCCUCAUCAUUUGAUUUGUUUAAACAAUAUGGAUUUGACUUACAUUUAUAACCAGUUUGUGGGUGGUGGCGGCUAUCAGGUUCACAUGAAAUUGGAACAAUAGCCCAGAACUUGUGUAAAGAUAAAAAUCAGUAUGAUAAAAAAAACAUUAUGUAUGCACAUUAUGGUAUUCAGGAAUGCAUGACAUCGAAUGAUUUUGGAAAUAUGCUAUGAAAUUGUCUUACAAACAACGAAGAAAAAAAUCCUCUAGCUAUGUAAUCAUAAUGUCUUUAUUAAUGUCUAAGAAUCAUCUGAAAAGUGAUCUUUCGUUGAAGCAGCGGUGACCACUCAACACACAUCACACUGGCUGACAAACACAUACAAACCAGUGUGUGAUAAACCCUCAUGUGGCGUCUAAAUGUGGGUAUUUUAAGAUACACACAAGAUGAAUUUUGUCCCAGAAAUCCCACAUAUGGGAAGCGUUUUGAUGUCAUCUGUAAUUUGAACAUGUUAAAUUAAACCACAGGAAAGGGUUUCCCUGGGUACCCGCUGGUUUACUGUGUGUGUGUUAGUGGACACACAGCUGCCGCACCUGCAGAAAAUAAGGGAAUAAGGGAUAUUUCUAUUCUUCCUACCUUCUCGAUCAAAUUCAAGCUCUUGUUUCGAUGAACAGCAUGCUUGUGCUGCUGGAGCGGGCCGCAGAUGUUGUGCUGUUUUCUGUUUGUCUUCCACAACCCCCACAUGAGCAUGUGGGGAAAGGUUAAAACUAACUUUUAAUUUUACGUUAAACUAUCACUAUUAUUGCUGUAGUUCAGGUUAUCAUUGAUGAUUUUGUUGUUGUUUUUUUGGAAUUGCUGCUGUUUUAUUUUUCCUCUGAGAGCACUGUUGGUAUUCCAGGUUUUUUUUUUUUUUUCUGCUACAUACGAGUCGGUGAUCGUCUGCUCAGAUCAGAUAAUUUCCAGGGAGAGUUGGAUUAAGUCUCAGAUCUCUGCCCUUUUUUUAUCUGUAUGCUGGCUUACACUCAUCUUACUGUAGUCAUUAUACACCUGUACUGUAAAGUGACAUGCUUUAUCAGACAUGUCACUGUGUGUAAUAUAUCAGACAUUCAGAGUCCUGUGGCUGACUGGUUUUACUAGCAUGGUGUUCUGGCAGGAAGUGACCUCUCAGGUCUUAACUGCUCAACUGUGAGACUAUAUGAUCCAUAGUUUGCUGAUAUGUUUUUGACACGAUGGCAAGUGACAGGAGUGAAGUUUGCAGUAAACCCACAAAGACCUGUGAUCUGGAUCUGGUCGUCCGGUAUGGUACUGUGUGCGAACGGUGCACCUUCAAUCUCUCCCCCACUGCGUCAUACUACAAACCGUCCUGUGAUGUGACGUAUGAACAAGUAACUACUACUAGGGGUGGGCGAUAUGACAGAAUAUUAAUUUGCUGUACUGUUUACACCGUGAUGUCAAUGCUGUAAAUCAAUGAACUGUUAAUGGAAAUAUUGGAUUUUUUAAUCUAUUUUAUGUCUUUUCAGGCAUUUAAUUUGAUACAAUAGUUCAAAGUUAAUUAAAUCAUCAUGUGUGUUUGUAUGAUAUGAAAUAACUUCAGAUUCUACCCAUGUCGCCCACCCCUGACCUCUACCCAGAUGUGAUGAACUAUCAAAAAUUGAAGGAAAAACAAACAUUUUUAAAAUGUCAAUUAAUUUGUCUUUUAUUGUGGAUUUGGCUGAUUAUUAUUUAAACAUCCGACAUGCCGGACAUGUGUUGCAUGUGUGGCUCAGUUCAGUCAGACAACUUUUAAUGCACAGCGCUGAUGUUUAAUGACCUUGAGAUCAGGGAGUGAGGAUGAAAUGAUGAAGCUGUGUUUGUAAAGCAUCAAAAGGGUCGUCACUUCCUGUUUGCAUACACUUAAAUCAGAGGGUUAGGAAGUGGCGAUAAAAAGAUGAAGCAGUGUUUGCGGUAAGGCAGCCCUAUCUGUGCUGCUGCUUCACUGGUCAGUUUGUAAAGGCUGCUUUGGAUUUGUGUUGUAGUGAUGUGAUAGCAUGUCUAGGCUCGAACCGUAUCACUGGUUUUCAAACAUUACGAUCUAUACAAAGAAAUUUAGGGAGUCAUGAUAAAAGAAGCAGUUGAGCAAGAACACUGCAGAAGCAGUAUUGUAACAACUACUUGGCGUCUAGUCUCUGACCUCAUAGCUCCCUGUAUGUAUACAUUAAGAUCAGGGACUGACAAUAAAAGGAGCAGUGUUUAUAAUCUGAGCUAAGACAUUUCACAGGCUGCAGUGGAUUUGUGUUGCAGUGAGUACAGUACCGUAAAACUUCCAAUUAGUAGCCCAAGCUAUUAUUUGCUUAAAUCACUUAACUCAACAGGCCUAUAUUUGGGACAGAAGGAAUAAAGGAAUAUAAAUAGCUUACAGGGUAAUCAAGGAAUGGACACAUACUCAGAGGAAGGGACUUGUAUUUGUCGUCAUAUCCCUAAAUUUAAAUAAAUUAUGGUCUCUGGCAAUCACGGUUUUAGUAAAAUGAAAUGAACCGAGCUAACGAUGUGUAGCAUCUCCAUAUUGACAAAAGUUUAAACAUUUCUAUUUCUAUGCAUGAUCUAAACAGCUAAGUGUUACCUUAGCAAUUUGGUUUUAUAUGCCAGAAGAGCUUCUGUAACAAUGAACAGCUUAGCAACCAGACCAGGCCUCUAAUUGAGACAGGCUUUUAUUUGUCAAAAUGUGUAGCCACACCAGGCUAGUAAAAGAGACUGGGCGUUUAAUUAGGCUUUUAAAUGAAGUCUUAUGGUAUAAUAUAAUAAUUGAUGUCUAGUCUUUGACCUCAUCACUCCCUGUUUCCAUACAUUACAAUCAGUACAAAGAAAUUUAAGGAGUGAUGAUAAAAAACGAUUGAUAAAUUGAGCAAGAAAAAUUAGAAAGGCUGCAGUAGAUCUGUAUUGCAACGAUUAGGAGUAUGAUGUAAUAACUGGCAUCUAUUCUCUGACCUCAUCGCUCCCUGUUUGCAUUAAGAUCAGGGAGUGACGAUGGAGUGAGCAGUGUUUACAGGCUGAGCAGUGACAGAUGUUUUGCACUGAAUAUGUGGAGUUGUCUGCCUGAACUGGCUCGCACGCUUCGCCUCCAUUAUGACACAAAGUCACGAUUGUGCCAAAAUGUCCACCCAAAUUGCGAGGCGAGUGUUUGUGGGAGCUGGCGACAAGCGACGAGGAGAGCUAGUAGAGAAUGAAGGGCUGAGAAAGCCCUGCAGGUAUUUCUUAUAAAUUGCACUGUAAUUUAUUAGUAUUAUUUUUAUUGUUCAUUCGUAGAUCAAAAUUAGAAAAGGGAAGGGAGAAUUUGGGGAUUUUUAUGACUUUCUGGAAAGAAUCAGUACCUAAACCUCUUGUUAAUUUAACGCUACAUGUUUUUCUGGACCAUUGAUACACUGUAAUUGAUACAAAUUGCCCCCCCCCCCCCCCCUUUUUUUUUUUUUGUCCGAGCUCAAUUUGACCACUUUCUAAAUCUAACCACUUGAUAAAGACACAUACUUGCUCUUUUGUAAUGCAAUUUUAAUACCAUUCAGCCAAUGUUAUCAUUUUUUCCCAUAAAAUAAAGACAUGUCAGUAAACAAGA